AUGGUUCCAAGUCUUUCUUCUACUGUAAAUUAUACUGAUCCUACAUUAGAGCCUGUAGUAACUGAAAAUUCAGUCAUACGACAGAAGAUAAUAGAUUCGCAGUUCAAAUGCUAUGAGAGGAUGAACAGAGCUCCUCCAUAUAAGAAAAAAGGUCUGUUCUGCAAUCGAACGUGGGACGGCUGGUUGUGCUGGGACGACACGCCUGCUGGAAGAAUCACUGCUCAGAAUUGUCCAGAUUAUUUUCCAGACUUUGAUCCAACUGAGAGGGCUUCAAAAUACUGUGAUGAAACUGGAAACUGGUUCCGCCAUCCUGAGAGCAACCGAACUUGGUCCAACUAUACCCUGUGCAACUCUUUCACCUCUGAAAAAUUGAAGAUGGCGUUCAUACUUUAUUAUAUGGCGAUCGUUGGCCAUGCUUUGUCUAUAACAUCCCUGUUGAUUUCCUUGGCAAUUUUCUUCUAUUUCAAGAGCCUCAGCUGUCAAAGGAUAACACUGCAUAAGAAUUUGUUUUUUUCUUAUGUGCUGAACUCCAUGUUUACAAUUGCCCACCUCAUUGCUGUUGUGCCUAACCCGGGCCUUGUAAAAAGGGAUCCUGUAAGCUGCAAAGUGCUGCAAUUCUUUCAUCAGUACAUGUUGGGCUGCAACUACUUCUGGAUGCUCUGCGAAGGCAUUUAUCUUCACACAUUGAUUGUGGUGGCAGUGUUUGCUGAAGAGCAGCGUUUGCACUGGUAUUACCUCUUGGGCUGGGGGUUCCCUUUAGUGCCAGCAUCUAUUCAUGCUGUUGCAAGAGCCAGAUACUUCAAUGACAACUGCUGGAUGAGUGUUGACACACACUUGCUCUAUAUUGUUCAUGGACCUGUAAUGGCAGCUUUAUUGGUCAAUUUUUUCUUUUUGCUUAACAUUGUCCGAGUUUUGGUGACAAAGCUAAGAGAUACCCAUCGUGCUGAGUCCAACAUGUAUAUGAAAGCUGUCAGAGCCACUUUAAUCCUGGUGCCCUUAUUAGGAAUUCAGUUUGUUAUUAUUCCCUGGAGACCAGAAAACCGACUUGCUGGAGAAAUAUAUGAUUACAUCAUGCAUAUAUUGAUGCAUUACCAGGGCUUACUUGUGGCGACUAUAUUCUGCUUCUUCAAUGGUGAGGUACAAGGAGCUUUGAAGAGGCAAUGGACACAGUACAAAACCCAGUGGGGCCAAAGGCGCCGAGAGCACUGUUCCACGCGAUCUACCUCCUACACUGCCACAUCAAUCACAGAGGUCCCUGUUUACCUGUACCAUCAUGAUUCCAACAAUGAACAGUUAAAUGGAAGAUAUGUAGAGGACUCUGAACUUGUUGCAUUAAAAUCUGGAGAGACAUCUGCCUAG
Gymnogyps californianus (California condor) is the source of this 1359-nucleotide messenger RNA. It is a transcript of the gene CALCR, whose product is annotated as calcitonin receptor. NCBI's taxonomy places the organism in Eukaryota, Metazoa, Chordata, Aves, Accipitriformes, Cathartidae. Gene Ontology annotation, molecular function: amylin receptor activity; calcitonin receptor activity. Gene Ontology annotation, cellular component: plasma membrane; axon. The transcript is spliced from 11 exons. The coding region runs from base 1 to 1359 and encodes 452 amino acids. The record is from RefSeq and is a predicted model, not a curated record. Gene Ontology annotation, biological process: cell surface receptor signaling pathway; positive regulation of cytosolic calcium ion concentration; adenylate cyclase-activating G protein-coupled receptor signaling pathway.